ACAGCCCUCAGACUGCCUCGAGUCGGGCGUGAAGCGAAUCCCGUGACACGGACCCCGUGACCUGUCAUGUGAUAGGAGUCUGUUCAAGAUGGUUCUGAAAGCGUGUUGUGUUGCUGUGAUCCUGCUGUUUGUCGAGACAUGUUUCGCUGACAGUCCCCCAGACUUUGGCAAAACGUACAUGGUACAAGGUGUACUACAACUGCCAUAUGCGGAAAUAGUGGAGCCGUUUGCCGCGUACUAUGACUCUACGAACAACAGGAGUAGGAUCGACUACUAUGGAGGCAUGGUGGUUAGCAUUCAGCGUGCAGACCAGAAACCGUUUGGAAAAACAUACAAAAUCGCCCCAAUGUCAACCUAUACGGUGAAGAACAAAAACUCCUGCUUUCAAGUUAAUGGCACUCAGAACUUCACUGUCUCCAUACAAGGUGUCCUGCCAGACUUGAGCAAAUUCAAAAAAGUAGGCAUGGAGAUAGUGGGCGGGGUAAAGUGUGAGAAGUGGCAGCUGAUUGACAUGGAGUGGAAGAAGAGCAGCACGUACACGAUGUGGGUGGAGGUGGGGACGAGGAAACCGGUGCGAUACAUGAUGAUGGGCUACGACUCGCUGCUUGGCUCACACUUCGACAAGUACAUCCUCGACUACAGCAGCAACUUCAUCUCCAACAAACCCAUCCCCGAGCAGCAGUUUGCAGUACCCGAGAAUCUGACAUGUGCCGGGUUCCCAGGUCCCGGAGACAAGAGUCGGAUCAUUCUCUUCAACCCGAUGCACGAGUACAUCAAUCGCUAUGACGACCACGUGCACGAGAGUUUUGACAACUUCAAGAAGGUGCACCACAAAGAGUAUUCUUCCCACAAGGAGAGCGAGCUGCGUAAACAGACGUUCAGACAGAAUCUGAGAUUCAUCAACUCUAAGAACCGAGCUGGUCUGACCUUCACCCUGGCUGUGAACCACCUGGCCGAUCGCAGUGAGGGAGAGAUGAGGUUGAUGCGAGGUUACACAUACACGCCCAAUCAUGGCGGCCUCCCAUUCGACAUGUCCAAGUAUAACCUCUCGGACGUCCCAGACCAACUUGACUGGAGGCUGUACGGUGCUGUGACGCCAGUCAAAGACCAGGCUGUGUGUGGAUCGUGCUGGAGUUUUGGAACAACGGGAACAAUUGAGGGGGCCAAUUUCUUAAAGACUGGGACCCUGGUUCGACUGUCGCAGCAGGAGCUGAUGGAUUGCUCGUGGGGUGAGGGUAACAAUGGGUGUGAUGGUGGGGAGGACUUCCGCUCGUACAUGUGGAUCAUGAAGAACGGUGGGAUCACCUCGGAGGGGCAGUACGGGCAGUACCUGGCUGUGGACGGGCGGUGUCACUCUGACAAUGUGAAGCCGGUCGUGAACCUGAGCGGCUACGUGAACGUCACAUCGGGGGACCUACAGGCUCUCAAAGUGGCACUCGCCAAGGAGGGGCCCAUUUCUGUGAGCAUCGACGCCGCGCUCAAGUCUUUCUCGUUCUACGCUAACGGAGUGUUCUAUGAUCCUACCUGUGGUAACAAGCCCGAUGACUUGGACCACUCUGUGCUGGCGGUGGGUUACGGUGUGAUGAAUGGACAGGCGUACUGGCUCAUCAAGAACUCCUGGUCCACGUACUGGGGAAAUGACGGCUACGUGCUCAUAUCCCAGAAAGACAACAUCUGCGGAGUCGCCACGAGUCCCACGUUUGUGAAGAUUAAAUAGUCUAUGUCAAGUUAUUUAGUCACUUUUAAUUUCAUUGUUUAAAAUAGUCUCCACCAAAAAUAACAAAAAGUCAAAUUAGUGACAAUUUUAAUUUCCUUGUUGAAAAUUGUUUCCUGUCCAAAAGAACUCAGGUGAUUCGUUAUUAACGUUAAUAGAUAAUAAUUUAUUUACUCCAUUGAAAUUCAAAUUAUUUUGAUAGUUUUGUAUGCAGCAAUAUUUUUUACCCGUACUUUUCUUAGAAAUAUAGUUAAUAUAAUAUGAAUAUAUAGUUUAUAUGUGGUUUAGUGUUUACACUGUUAUUUGUUAUGUAUUAGAAUUUUUUUUUUUAAAUAUCAACAUUUGUUAUUAUAUUAACUACAGUAGCUAAGUGCUCAAAAGUAGACAUUCCCGUAAUUUAGCUGCAUGGCAAAAUGAACAUCUGUCUCAAGUGUUUCCAUAACUGUUGCUUGCCUAUUGGUGUUUCUUAUUAAUGGCAAAGGUUUUUGGAUUUAAUUUGGUGUUCGAUGCUUUUGAAAUGAAUGGCAAUUUGUAAUUUUACAACUGAAUGCAGUGUCGAAUUGUUUGUGUUUUCUGUUUUUGUUAAAUAGGGACGUCAUAGUGUUGCUAUCUUUUCUGCUAUGAAAGUUGAGAUAAUAUACUCAUGUGUAAGUUUGAAUAGGGUUUUUUAGUAAUUUUUUAGAAUGUUGAAUACUUUAUUAAUAAAGAUUAUUUAUACGGUAUCUUAAACGUGGUCAGUAUCAAUAAGUGUAAAUACCUGCAUACGUAGCUAUAAUCAGUAUUACCAGGAUAUAUUUUUGAAUAAAAUAAUGAAAAGAUA
This is a messenger RNA of Gigantopelta aegis, 2534 nucleotides long. RefSeq names its product digestive cysteine proteinase 2-like. The coding region runs from base 89 to 1717 and encodes 542 amino acids. Gene Ontology annotation, biological process: immune response. The transcript is spliced from 10 exons. Gene Ontology annotation, cellular component: lysosome. The record is from RefSeq and is a predicted model, not a curated record. Lineage: Eukaryota; Metazoa; Mollusca; Gastropoda; Neomphalida; Peltospiridae. Gene Ontology annotation, molecular function: cysteine-type endopeptidase activity.